ACAGUAAACACGCUGCAGCUGCUCCACCCCCGGUACACGCUGCAGCUGGCCUAGCAUGGACACCGACAACGAAGAAGUCGCAAUGAAAAAAUCCAGUAGACGAGAGCGGCAGUCAGGUCCACUCACUUUACAUGACAUUGAAGCUUUGGAGAAUUCCGACUCUGACAUUGGCUUGUGUGGCUGGCUGUUGGUCUCGCUCUCCAUUCUUCUCAUGCUGCUUACUCUGCCCAUCUCUGUAUGGAUGUGCAUUAAGAUUGUGAAGGAGUACGAGCGAGCCAUUAUCUUUCGCCUUGGGCGCAUCUUGCGAGGAGGAGCCAAAGGUCCAGGGCUGUUCUUCAUCUUGCCGUGCACUGACAGCUUUAUCAAUGUGGACAUGCGCACCAUCACCUUUGACAUCCCCCCCCAGGAGGUUUUGACCAAAGACUCAGUGACAGUGAGUGUCGACGGUGUGGUGUACUACCGGGUCCAGAAUGCCACUCUGGCUGUGGCUAACAUCACCAAUGCAGAUGCCGCCACCCGGCUGUUGGCCCAGACCACCCUGAGGAACGUCCUGGGCACAAAGAACCUGGCGGAGAUCCUGUCUGACCGUGAAGAAAUCGCUCACAGCAUGCAGUCCACUCUGGAUGAUGCUACAGACGACUGGGGGAUCAAGGUGGAGCGGGUGGAGAUCAAAGACGUCAAGCUGCCCCUUCAGCUCCAGAGAGCCAUGGCUGCUGAGGCUGAGGCCAGCCGAGAGGCCAGAGCCAAGGUGAUCGCAGCGGAGGGAGAGAUGAACGCGUCGCGGGCGCUGAAGGAGGCCUCCCUGGUGAUUGCGGAGUCUCCGUCAGCCCUGCAGCUGCGUUACCUUCAGACCCUGAGCACCAUCGCCGCCGAGAAGAACUCCACCAUCAUUUUCCCGCUGCCGCUGGAGAUGAUGCAGGGCUUUAUCAAACGCUGAGGAGGAGGAGGAGGAGUCCCAAAACGCGUUGUUCACAUUAGCCAUGUCACAUUUGGUUCAUUUAGGUUUCGAUAGCCCAACAGCAUUGAUCAGAAACUAACAGGUUAAUUUUUAAGAAAAAAAACAAAAAACACAGAAUGACAUGAAUUACAAGAGGUGCUUUCCUUUUACAUUCGGCACGCCAUUGAUUCAAAGAGCUUUGGCGCCACGUUUCAAAGCGCUACAUCCGAUUUUAAUGUAUUGUAUUGUUAAUGUCUUGCCUUUCAUUUUAUCUUCUGUUGGCUUUGCGGAAGUUUAAUAUUAUUCAGGUCACAGAUCCUCCGAUCGAUUGGCCACGCAUCGUUAUCAGCUGAUAUAUUCUAUACAGUUUGAUCGGUGUUCUCUAUGAAAGCUAACCGUGGACAUCCCUAGUUCACAUGCACACACUCACACUACGUGCAUCACUUACACACACGCACACACAUAUUUAGUCCUCUGUGUCUAUUAAGCAUGUCUCUUUGAACCAGCAGUGCUAAUAUGACUCUUGGGAAGUUGUGUUUGUGGCUCCUGAUGCAAGAAGAACAUUUGGCAAUUGACUUUACCAAAACCGCUCAAACCUCAGAGACCACAGCUGACAGCCAGGCCGCAUGCACGCAUGUUCUGCAUCUGUGUUAGAGGAAGUAACUCUAGAUUAGGAGUCAGCAGCAGUCUGCAAUCUGAAUCACAUAAAUAAACCAUUGUUUGUUUACUUAAUUCCAUUUUGGAUAAUGGCAAUACGAAAUGUGACAUGGUGCAUUACUCAAAUCUGUUUCUCUUUUCAUGCACUGACCUGUGGUGCAAAACAACCAGUCAGUAAGCUGAUAGAGCGUGCUUUGUCAGCUGAACGGCUGCAGUGGAGUUACAGCUAAAUCUACAGCAGUCAGCCGGUGCGUCCGCCAAGAACUUUGUGUGAGAUCCAACUUUUUAUGCUACCAAUGUAGAGAUUAAGUUAGGUUUCCUGACUGUUAAAGAAGCAGAGAAACCUUUAAUCAUCCUUCAAAUUUACAAACAUUUCAAAGGGAAGUGCCUGCUGGAUAUGUUGCCUUACACCUUCAUACACACACAGUCACAUUCCUGUACUUAUACAUACAUAUGUCUUCUGAUAUUGUGGCACUACAGUAUACUGUACGCUCUACUGUUCUUGACCUUCUCCACUCGUAACUUUCAUCUGUGAGUGAGAGAAAAUAACACUGGCAUGCUGGUAUAAACAUCUGCUUUUGCUCCUUUGGAGUCACUGGAUGGAUCCACACAAAAGCUGCAAAGGCUUAAUCUUGGUAAAUUAACUAUUUUAUUUGCUGUAACUGUAAUACUAACUUGCACGAGAGGUUGGCUUCUCAAAAUAGCCCAUCCAGAAAGUAGAGAUGGGACAAAGUGACAUGCAAAUAAUAACACAGAAACACACACACUGCACCUUUUCUCAAGUUGCCAAGUCUUUCGUCACAGAUUACGUAAAACUUUUCAGGUUGGAUAUAACUUGUAUAUGUUUACAGUAUGCUUUCUUUUCAUACAUAGUAUACAAUAUAUUUAAAGGGUGGAUAAAAUGUUAGGAACUCCUCAGA
Anoplopoma fimbria (sablefish) is the source of this 2514-nucleotide messenger RNA. RefSeq names its product stomatin (gene stom). Bases 56 to 937 code for a protein of 293 amino acids. The record is from RefSeq and is a predicted model, not a curated record. The transcript has 8 exons. NCBI's taxonomy places the organism in Eukaryota, Metazoa, Chordata, Actinopteri, Perciformes, Anoplopomatidae. Gene Ontology annotation, cellular component: plasma membrane.